GCAUGUCACCCCCCUGUCUCUGCUUGCCCGGACUUCUCCCUGCCCGGGGCCAGCGAGGCUCAGCCACCCCGGCGUCUCCAGGCGCUACACCCACGGCGCGGGGGCCGCCGCGGCCGUCCGGACUGGUUCUUCCUCUCCUUUGCACAAGCGGCGGAUGGCGGCAUGAGUCAGUGCCCAGGACGACUCGGGUGCCCGCCAGGAUGGGGCUCAGCAGCAGCAGGAGCCCCCUCUCCCUCCCCGUCGGGGCUGCAGCCCCCCCUUCCUCACUGGGGUGGGGGGCAGAGACUGGCCUGACCCACGCGCCUGGCUCCCCGGCCGCUCGUGCUAAUUAGCCAAAGCUGCGUUUGAAGGGAAACGAUGGUGAUUCACUCAGCAUCUGCGGUUUCCCCUUGAAACACUAUUAAACCACAUCAGGCGAUGCCUAUUAGGAAGAACCCAGCAAUCUUCAGAGCCUCAGCCCGGCCCCCAGCCGGGGCCAAAUCCUCCGGAGGUGCAAAGGAGCACAGGGUGGGCGCCUCCCUUUUGAAAGCCGAGGAAAACAGGAGACUUUCUGCCAUUGGGCAUCCUUGGAGAGGUUGCAAGGAGCGAGCACAGCUCCCGAAGCCAGAGCCAUGGCGUCGCAGCUGGAAGGGGCCAUGGAGACGCUCAUCAACGUCUUCCACCAUUAUUCGGGGAAAGAGGGGGACAAGUACAAGCUGAGCAAGAAGGAGCUGAAGGAGCUGCUGCAGAGCGAGCUGGGCUGCUUCCUGGAGACCCAGAAGGACUCGGGUGCCGUGGAGAAGAUCAUGCAGGACCUGGAUGAGAACGGCGAUGGGGAGGUGGACUUCCAGGAGUACGUGGUCCUGGUGGCCGCUCUCACCGUGGCCUGCAACACCUUCUUCUGGGAGAAUGCCUGACCCAGGCUGGUCCCCACCCCGCAGCAGCCCGUCAUGGUGGUCCCCAAAACGCAGAGCCCCCCGCCACCCCCCCAGCUCACCCUCCGCUCCCCAGCACACCCGGGGGAUCCCACUGGGAUCCAGCUCCACAAUAAAGGCACCGACCCAGCCAGA
Molecule: messenger RNA, 1049 nt
Organism: Tyto alba (common barn owl)
Lineage: Eukaryota; Metazoa; Chordata; Aves; Strigiformes; Tytonidae
Gene: S100A1
Product: S100 calcium binding protein A1
Exons: 3
Coding region: 612-896 (94 amino acids)
Biological process (GO): regulation of heart contraction
Cellular component (GO): sarcoplasmic reticulum
Molecular function (GO): S100 protein binding; calcium ion binding
Source: RefSeq, a predicted model, not a curated record